Messenger RNA from Nilaparvata lugens (brown planthopper), 6947 nucleotides. It is a transcript of the gene Dp1, whose product is annotated as vigilin. Bases 224 to 4258 code for a protein of 1344 amino acids. The record is from RefSeq and is a predicted model, not a curated record. Gene Ontology annotation, cellular component: nucleus; cytoplasm. Gene Ontology annotation, molecular function: mRNA binding. The transcript is spliced from 22 exons. NCBI's taxonomy places the organism in Eukaryota, Metazoa, Arthropoda, Insecta, Hemiptera, Delphacidae.
GUGAGUUUUGUUUUCUGUGUGGCAUUUUCACUGUAGAGUUGAGUUUGCCGUACAUAUUUUAGAUUUAAAUCUGUCAAUUUCAUUUUCAGGACAACCUAAACAGCCAAACUGGAUAUUAUUUGAAGGAGGUUUCACUAGGACGGCUUUUUCGGAUCAUAAUUUUUGGCCUUGACGAAUCGACCAAACGACCCGCGGCUCUAGAUUGUGAGAGUGAGGAACUAGAAUGAUGAUGAUGACGACAAGCAAUGACCAACAGCAGCAGCAGGUGACAGCUGAGAGGGAGACAGCAGAGCAGCAGUUGGCUGCCUCUCCCUCUAACGAGUACAGUCACAACAACAACAACUACAACGACUGCUUUCCGGCGCUGCCUGUACAGGGCGGCGGAGUGGGAGGUCAGGGAGGGGCCCCUGCCUCCGGCCAGGCCGGCUGGAACAAUACUGUGCGCGUUGGAUCCAGGGAGACCACUAUUAUAGUGAAAGUGCCGGCUGAAGAGCGGCCCCGCAACCUGACAAAGAGCGACCAAAAUGGAAGCAGUUUUGGAGAGAAAGAGUCGAUACGCAUGUGCAAGCAGAUCAGCAAGGAUACCAACACACUGCUAGAGAUGAAUGUGUCACGUGACCAGUCGGCCACCUUCCUCAUCACCGGCAAGCACCAGAACAUAGCCGAGGCCAAACGGCUCAUCCUGCAGUCCUUCCAAGCACAGGCGCAAGACUCGAUCGAAGUGCCGAAGCAGUAUCACAGGCUGAUUCUGGGAAAGCAGGCGACCCGCCUGAAGGAGCUGGAGAAGGAGAGUGGGGCCACCAUCAAGGUGCCGUCAGCUGCCGACGCCAGUCAGCUGAUUCAAGUCACCGGCCCCAAGGAGGCCAUCAGGCGAGCCAUCCAGCUCAUCAAGCAGAUAUCUGACGAACAGUCUCGCAAAGCGAUGGAGCGCAUCAUAGUGCCGCGCACCUAUUGGCCAUUCUUCUGCGGCCACCAGAACAGCCGGCUCACCGAGUUGAUGGCCGACACCAAGACCAAGAUAUCGCUGGCUCCCCCCUCCACUGGCAUCGACGAGAUAGCUAUAACUGGUGACAAGGAGGGAGUGCAGGCUGCCAAGGACCACAUCAUGGCUGUCUACAACGAAAUGAAAGAGAAGUCGACAACGGUGAGCGUGGAGGUGGCCAAGUCUCAGCACCGCUAUGUGAUUGGGUCGAAGGGCAGCGGCCUGGCUGAGAUCCAUGAGAAGACCGGAGUGUUGGUUGAGAUGCCACCUCUCGACUCGGACAACCAGUCGACCACCAUUGUCCUCAGGGGACCGCAGGAGAAGCUUGGACCAGCACUGACGAUGGUCUACGAAAAGGCAAACAGCGUAGUGGAGCAGUACCUAGACGUGCCCUACUGGAUCCACCGACAUCUGAUCGGCAAAAAGGGCGCCGACAUUCUCAAGAUGAAGGAGGACUGCCCCAAGGUCUACGUCGACUUUGGCGAAAAGAACAAGGAUCGCCAGGAGAAGGACAAUCGUAUCAGGAUCGAAGGACCCCUGGAAGAAGUGCGCCUCAUGAAGGAGAAACUGCAGUCGAAGGCAGACGCCCUGCAGGCUGAGAUGUCCGAGAAGGAGAUGGAGGUGCCGACUGCCUACUUCAAGUACAUCAUCGGCAAGAAUGGCGCCAACAUCAACCGCAUCAAGGAGUUGACUGAUGCCAACAUCAGCAUCAACCGAUCCGGUCAGAACCCCAACAGCAUCUUGAUCGAGGGCACCAAGGUGGCUGUUGCUGAGGCUGAGAGGGAACUGAAAGAGAUAAUCUCUAAACUGGAUGAUGAGAGAGAGGAGGAGAUGGUGAUUGACAGCAGACUGCACAGUGUGAUCAUCGGACAGAAGGGCGAGCAGAUAAGGGAGAUCCGCGAGAAGUUCAACAACCAGGUCAACGUCACCUUCCCCAGUCCCAACGAGAAGAGCGACAUAGUGCGAGUUCGUGGCCCGAAAGCCGAGGUGGACAAAUGCUGUCGCUAUCUGCGCUCCCUGGUGGACGCUCGCUACACUCUCGACGUACCCGUAUUCAAGCAGUAUCACAAGCUGGUCAUCGGCAAGGGCGGUGCUAACAUCAAAAAGAUCAAGGAGGACACGAACACAAAGAUAGUGCUGCCGGCUGAGGACAGCAAAAGUGACGUGAUUGUGAUUUCGGGCAAAAAGGAGAAUGUCGAACAGGCCAGGGACAUGGUACUCAAGAUACAGGAGGAACAGGCGAACAUAGUAACAGAAAGUGUGUUGGUUCCAAUGUGCUCAGUGCAGGGCCGUAGCAGACUGGUGCUGUCCAUUGGCGAGGAGUGCGCUGUCAUGGUCAAGCUUCCCGCUCAGAACAGUGGAGACCAGGUGGUUGUGAGAGGACCAAAGGACGAUGUUGAGAAGGCAGUGCAACUACUGAAGCAGCUGGCCAAUGACCUGAGGCAGAGCAGUCACACGCAAACCAUGAAGGUCAAGUCACAGCAUCACAGGGUCAUCAUCGGCAAGCAGGGAGCGACCAUCAAACGGCUGCGUGAGUCGACCGGAUGCCACAUAAUUCUGCCGAGUGAACAGGACGCCGACCAGGAGUUGAUCACACUCAUCGGCAAGAAGGAAAAUGUCGAAAAAGCAAAACUCGAGUUGCAGGCCAUCGUUAAGGAUAUUGACAACGUGAUUGAGGACAGUGUGGACAUAGACCCGCGCCACCACAAGGCGUUCAUGCAGGGCGGCAGGAGUGAAGGGGGCGCGAAACCGGCCACCCUUGUCAACCGCAUUCAAGAGCAGGCAGGCGGCUCAGUGAGGAUCUCGUUCCCGCCUAGGGGUGCGCAGUCCAGGGUCACCAUUAAGGGCCCCCCCGACCAGGUUAGGGCCGCCAAGGAGGCCCUAUUGGAGGCUGUCGACGAUUUCGACAAUCAGGUGACAAUAGAGUGCGUGAUUCCAUGGCGCUACCACAAGCAGGUGAUGGGAGUGAGAGGGGUGAAGGUGGGCGAUAUCACUGCCACCUAUAAUGUGCACAUCAAGUUCCCCGACAACAGGGAGAGAUAUGCCAACGCCAGGGACCAGCAUAACGAUAACUUGGAGCAGAGCCAGAAUGGUGGGGGCGAGGAGCAGGGUGGUGAUCAGCUGGUGAACGGUUCUGCCGCUGAGGCCGAGGAAGUCGACCCCGAUGCAGUCAGGCCCGAGGACAUUGUCCUCAUCACAGGGAGAGCAGAGAAGUGUGAGCUGGCCAAACAGGCUCUACUGGACAGUGUGCCGGUGACGGAGCAGAUGGAGGUGCCAUUCGACUACCAUCGGGCCAUCAUCGGCGCCAAGGGUCAGACCAUCAGGGAGCUGAGUCAGCGAUUCGAUGUGCAGAUCAGUGUGCCGCCCAGUCAUCAGCGGGCUGACACCAUUCAGGUGUCCGGUUCUCCAGCGAACGUGGCUCUGGCCAAAGAAGCCAUCCAGGACAAAAUGCUGGAGGUGGACGCUGACAAUGAGGACCGCAAGAAGAAGUCUUUCGAAGUCAAGCUGACAGUGUCGCAGGAAUACUUCCCUAAGAUCAUAGGCAAGAAGGGCGCCGUGGUGAACAAGAUCAGAGAGGACCACCAGGUGCAGAUCAUUCUGCCGGCGAGGGGUGGCGGGGAGUCCGGCGGUGACCAGGACACCAUCACCAUAGUCGGCUACCAAGAGAGGGCUGAAGCUGCUAGGGACGAGAUUCAGAGGAUUGUCGAUCAGCUGGACAGUAUGAUCCGCGAAGAGGUGUCGGUUGACGCGCGCAUUCACCCGCGCCUCAUUGGAACGAGAGGUCGCAGCAUUCGCCAGCUGAUGUCGCAGUUCCAGGUGGAGGUGAAGUUCGCCAAGGCCAGUGACCCCGACCCCAACAUUGUCGUCAUCGCCGGCCAACAGGACAACGUCGACAACGCCCGAGAGAGGCUGCUCGAGCUGGCUGAAGACUAUAUGCAAGACAUAGACGAGUACGAGUUUGAGCAGAGCUUCCGACCGAGCCACACGACAGAGGGCACCAACCCGUUCGACUCGCUCAACUUCAACAGCAACCAGGCGGCCGACACCAGCAACACCACCACCGCCGGCACCACCAACAGUCCACCACCCGGUGGCCAGGGACACCACAACACCUCCAACCACCACGAGGGCGGCGGCGGGGGUGGGUUCGUGGUGAAGGGUGCGCCCUGGGAGCAGAAGGCACCCGACACCGCCAGUACUGCCGAUUUCCCCAGCUUUGGGGGUGCGGCACCCUCCCACGGCGGGUCCCAGGUCUCCUGGGGGCCUAGGCGUUGAAAAACACCCCUGGCUGCUCCUCAAAGGACGCCAAUCAUCAUCAUCUCACACUGGGUACUAAAAUCAUAGUAAAUUUUGAGUUUACUGGGGUUCAUAAACCCCAUUGUUUCCUCGUAAAAACACAAACGUUUUCAAUAAGUUUCGAUUUGUCGGGGGUUCAUUAACCCCCAUUUUUCCCCUAAAACACAUGAAUAAAAUUUGAGUUUACUGGGGUUCAUAAACCUCAUUGUUUCCUCGUAAAAACACAAACGUUUUCAAUAAAUUACGAUUUGUCAGGGAUUAACCCCAUUUCCCCCUAAAAACACAUAAAUAGAAAUAAACCAUAAAAACAAUCAUUCAAAGAAUAUUGAAAACAAAUUAAUUAAAUGAUUUAAAUCUGUCGGGGUUUAUAACCCCAAUUGUUUCCAUUUUUUUUGUCUUUGAAGAAAGUCAAAUGAAUUUGAGUUGUUUUCGGUUUAUAAAACCUUAUUUUCUCCCCUAAAAACACAUUAAUUAAAGCAAAAACCAUAAAAACAAUAAUUCAAAGAAUAUUGAAAACAAAUGAUUUAAAUUUGUCGGGGCUUAUAACCCCAUUGUUUUCCCCCUGAAAUGCAUAAAUUUGAAAAUAAAACAAAUAAGAUUAUGAUUUCUAAUUGUCUGGGACUUAUAAACCCCCAUUGUUUUCCGUUGAUACUGUGAAUACUUCUUAUUUGAAAAUAUAAAAUAAUAAUUUGUAGUUUAAAUGUUUGAAAUUUCCUUAAAUCAACUGCCUGGGGCCUAUGAAUGAACCCCUCUACCCCAGCUGAAUUAGUAAUGAUUACUUCUGUUUCAUUAGUUUCCGAAUAAAUUGAUAAUAAUUUAAUUUUUCGCUUCAAGUUGUUGAAAUUCCUCUACUUGAGGAAACUAAAGACCUCGUAAAUUUAUUGAUAGUUUCAUACCGUUUGAUGAUUUGCUCAAUAUCUUUGAAGGAGCCUAAAUUGAUAUUUUGAUUGAUAUUAUCAGUUAUUAUGUAAAUUUUAUCAGGAUUGUUCUAAUUUGAAUUUCCCCUCUACUAUUUCUAAGUGUAGCAUCUUUGAAAAUUCAAAUAUUAUGAGAUAUUCUUAAGGUCUUUCAAUGUUUUGAAAUUAUUCCCCAAAUAUUGUAUUAAAUAAUAAUAAUUCUGUUCCUUGGUACUAAAUGAUUGUAUCUCAAUUGUUUCUAGUUAGCUGCUGUUUUGUGUCGAGAAAUUCAGAAAAUAAGAAAAAAAUUGAGAAAAUUGGAGGAAAAGUUUUUGUUAGCUCGAGAGAGGAAAAAGAAAACUUCAUUGUUUAGGUAAUUAUGUGUGCUAUAAAUUAUCAAUAUUAUUAGUUUAAUGAAUUUAUGAAAUUUUGUUUCAUAAACAUAAUUAUUGUUUAUAGUAGUUGAAAUUUGUUCUUAUAAACGUCUAUUAUUGUUAGGAUGUAAUUUUCUGUUGCAAAAUUUUAAUCUCAAAUUGGAAAAAUUGCCUCAUGUGUGCUAUUAUACUAAGCAGUGCUGCUGUCCUAAAAUCAUUUCAUACUGUAUUUAUUAAAAAAAGAAGAUAUUAUUUUUGUCAAAUGCAAGAAAAUGGUGCAAUGUGUUUUUAAUUAUCAUACUCAAAUUAGAAAUUCAGUCCCUUUCCGUUUUAAAACCUAUUAGAAGUAAAUGCAAUUUUAAUGUUCUCCCUCCCCCAGUUGUGAUAGUAGUGCAAUAUAAAUUUAUGGUUUUCAAAUGGGUAAUAGCUUACAGUCAUUCAGUUCUCAGCAUUCAUAGUGGAAAUUGCGAAAUUACUAACCUUUUGGAAAACAUAGAUUGAAACUGAUCACUGUUGAAGAUCGAUGUCUUAUAUUUUUGUAUUAGUUUGUGUUUUGUCAUUUAUAUUUGUAAUAUUAAUUUAAACUAUCAUUGUGUAAUUUGUCUCAGUCCUACAUCAAGUGCCGUACAAUGGUGCUUAAUAGAAUUGUUUAAAAAAUAGAGAUUCCAAAAACAGUAGAAUAUUUCUGUUAUUAUGUUAUCAUCGUAAUAUUUUUUGUUUUCUGUUAUAUUUUUGUUUUCAAAUAUUUUAUCAAUCGCCAAUCUUUAUGUAAUCGUCAUUACAUCAUGAAGGUUUUGUUUUGUCCAAAAUGCUAACAAAAAAAGAUGAAUAAUAUUGUACAUUUACAUAGAGACUGAGGAAAUUUUAUUACGAUAUUGUAUUAUAAUAAGUAAAUAUUUAUAUAGCUAUAAACAAACAUAUAUAUUAUAUAUGGAAAAGUAUAUUAUAUCAUCAUGGAAUGUUGUUGCAUUAAAAUGGAACUAGCAAAGCAUGCUACUUUCUGUUCAACAUUUAUUGUAAUAAAGGAUGUGCUGCAUGCAACUUUGUGUUGCAAGUCACUUUCUGUGCAUAAUCUUGUAAUAAAAUUCAAUGAGAACGAAGGUAGAGUCUGCCAUAAUGUAUAGUAAUUUUGUACAGAGAAGAGAGAAGGAAAAUGUCAGAGUUUUCCAUGUCUUGUUGUUGAUUAUGUUUCAAGAAACAUUGAAGAAAAAUGUCGUUUUUAUCAAAUAAUAUCCAGUUUACAAAGAGAGUAAUGGAGUUUAUAGUUUAACAGAGGAUGUCAUACUUUAAUAACAGUGAAAAAUGUUAUUUAUUCUGUUUUUCUAUGAAGUUGAACAACAUCUACUGUAUUGUGCGAUUUUGUACGCCAAUAAUAAAGAGAUACGAUCUGUAAAACUA